This is a messenger RNA of Penaeus vannamei (Pacific white shrimp), 3440 nucleotides long. The record is from RefSeq and is a predicted model, not a curated record. Lineage: Eukaryota; Metazoa; Arthropoda; Malacostraca; Decapoda; Penaeidae.
AGGAUCCCUCCCGCAGCGACCACAGGACACCACCGCCCUUUUGCGCUCCUGGAAGACGUCGUCGGGUCCUUUAUCCUUACGAGGGUUUUCUUCGGGGAUCUGUCUAUCCUAGGAUGUCGACGCCGCCCACCCCGACCGCCCCGAGAUCCUCCGGGAGGUCGCAGGACUCACCGAAAUCUAGGAGCGUCUGCUGGCGGCGUCUGACAGCGGCGAGGUGUCAGCCGUCAGCACCUUGCUCUCCGGCGGCGCUGACGUCAACUGGCAGAACGAGCAAGGGGAAAGCGCCCUUAUGUAUGCGGCUUGGCGGGGGCACGAGGCGGUGGCGGCCAUUUUGUUGCAACAUCCGGCAACUCACGUUAAUCUGCAGGACAGCGACGGGUGGACGGCGCUGAUGUGGCGUCGCGGGGCGGGCACGCGGCGUGGCGGUCUUCAUGGUGCACCCGGACACGGAGCCCGACCUGGCCAACGGCGCGGGCGAGACGGCGCUCAUGAAGGCCGCCGUCUACGGCCACGAGGACGUCGUCAGGCAGCUGGUCGGCUCCUACAGGACCACGGUGGACAAGCGCCACCCCGACGGCUCCACGGCCCUGCUGUGGGCGGCCGCGGGCGGCGGGGCCAAGUGCGUGGCCGCCCUGCUGGACGCGGGCGCUAGCCUGGACACGCAGGACCAGGACGGCAUGGACGCGCUCAUGUGGGCGGUGUCGGUGGGGCAGGCCGAGGCCACGGAGCUGCUGGUGGCGCGCGGGGUCGACCUGGCCAGGAGGGACAAGAUCGGGCGCUCGCCGCUGCUCAUGGCCUCCGAGACGGGCCACGUGGAGGUGGCCAGCGCCCUCGUGCAGCACGACGCCACGGACCUCAACGCGCGCACCAAGGACCGCGUGACGCCGCUCAUGCGCGCCGCCGAGCACGGCCACUCCGCCAUCGUCAACAUGCUGUGCAAGUGCCACGAGACGGACGUCAACCUGCAGGACAACCAGGGGCGCUCGGCGCUCAUGUUCGCGGCGCGCGCGGGCCACGCCGACUGCGCCUACAUCCUGCUGCACCACCCGAGCAUCAAGCCCGACCUGGCCGACCUGGAGGGCCUCACGCCCGCCAUGAUGGCCGCCUUCACGGGCCACGAGGACGUCCUCGGCGCCAUCCUGUCGCACCGCAAGGCCUCCCUCAGGCACCGCACGCGCACGGGCUUCACGGCGCUGCUCAUGGCGGCGCGCAGCGGCCAGCGCUCCGUGAUCGAGCGCCUGCUGGCGCACCCCGAGGUGGACAUCAACGAGAGCGACGGCCAGGGGCUGACGGCGCUGGCGUGGGCGGCCAGGAACGGCUCCGCCCACGUCGUCGAGCUCCUGCAGCAGUACGAACUGCUGCAGCCCGACACGGCGGACGCCGACGGCCUCACGCCCCUCAUGUGGGCGGCGCGCUGCAACCAGCUGCUGGCCGUCAAGACGCUCCUGCGCGACGCGCGCGGCGACACGGAGCGCAAGGACGCGCAGGGGCGCACGGCGCUCGCCUGGGCCAAGCAGCUCGAGAACAAGGAGAUCGAGCAGCUGCUGACGCGCUACGCCCAGCUGACGACGGAGCUGUCUGACGACGCCGUGGACGACGCAUCCUCCGACAGCUCCCUGCACACGCCGUCGCGGCUGCACCAGCGCUACAGCCACCCCGUCAGCGACAUGCAAGUGGACAACAUCGGCGACGUCGUCAAGCUGCUGGAGAACGGCCCCUACGUCAACUGGCGCCAGAAGACGGGCAAGACGUCGUUCGCGUGGGCGGUGGCCAGCGGGCAGCCCGACGUGGUCAAGGUGUUCCUGCUGGUGCCCGGCCUCGACGUCAACGAGCGCGACGAGCAGGGCCACACGCCGCUCAUGGCCGCCGCCCGCAACGGCCACCCGGAGGUGCUGCGCCUCCUGCUCAGUCACGAGAACGUCGCCUACAACGCCGUGGACUGGCGCGGCCGCACGGCGCUCAUGGUGGCGGCGGAGCACGGCCAGAUCCGCGCGCUCGCCGUGCUCCUCCGCUGCUCCGACAUCAGCGUCAACCAGCGCGACGUGCACGGCCACACCGCCCUCACCAUCGCGGCCGCCGCGGGCAUGGUCGAGGUCUCCAGCGCCCUGCUGCGCCACCCGUCCGUCGACGUCAACGUGCGCGCGGCCGGCGGCUGCACCGCCCUCAUGCUCGCCGUCAGGGCGGGCAACAACGGCGUCGCCGAGAUCCUCGUCAGCCACAAGGACACGGACGUCAACAUGCCUGACGACGAGGGCGACACGCCCCUGCUGGUGGCGGCCGGCCAUCAGGGCGCCGUGGAGGUCUCUCGCCGCCUGCUGCAGCACCCGCGGGUGGGCGUCAACCUGCGGGACCCCCAGGGCAGCACCGCCCUCAUCCUGGCCGCCAAGAACGGCCACCUGGAGUGCGCCAAGCUGCUGAUGGAGCACCCGCUGGUGGACGUCAACCUGCGCGACGACGAGGAGCGGACGGCGCUCAUCUACGCGAGCAUGCUGGGCCGCGAGGACGUGGUGCGCCUGCUCUUCUCGCACCCCGACGUGGACCCGAACCUGACGUGCCGCGAGAACGGCUACUCGUCGCUGCUGCUGGCGGCGCGCCACGACCACCCGCGCAUCGUGGAGCUGCUGUGCGCGCGCAGGAACGUGCAGGUCAACAAGCCCGACGACUUCCGCACGAGCGCCCUCAUGCACGCCGUGCGCCGCCACUCGCGGCCGGCCGUCGAGGCGCUGCUCGACCGCCCCGACAUCGACAUCAACCUGCCCGACGCCGAGGGCAAGACGCCGCUCAUCCGCGCCCUCGCCGACGGAUACUACGACCUGGCGAUGCUCCUGCUGGCGCGGACGGACGUCGACGUCAACGCGCAGACGCUCGAGAACAAAACGGCGCUCAUGUACGCCGCCACGUACCCGGAGGGGCUGCCGGCGCUGCGCCUCAUGCUGGCCAACACCGCCAUCGAGCUGAACGCCGCCGACGAGCGCUCCUGCACCGCCCUCCUGCACGCCUGCAAGUCCGGCAACGUGGAGGCGGCCCUGGCCCUGGUGGAGACGAGCGGCGUCGACCUGGAGCUAAGGGACGACCAGGGGAUGACGGCGCUCAUGUGGUCCUCCAUGCUGGGCUUCAGGGUCAUCGUCGUCGCCCUCUUGCAGGUCAAAUCCCUGGAGGUGAACGCCCUCACCCCCGACGGCCUCUCCGCCCUGGGCCUGGCGUGCGAGGCGGGCCAGGUGGACGUCGUGCAGCAGCUGGCGACCCACCCGGCGGUGGACGUCAACGCGACCAACUCCGGACGGACGCCCCUCGUCGCGGCACUCGAGCGCGCCCAACACGAGUGCGUGCGCGUCCUGCUGCAGCACCCCGCCCACUCCCUGUCGCGGGCGGGCGUCAGGCCCCCCUACCUGCCCCCCAACCUCAAGGCGAUGGUCAACCUCUACCGAAACAACAGCCAG